This is a messenger RNA of Pararge aegeria (speckled wood butterfly), 1009 nucleotides long. RefSeq lists its product as uncharacterized. The coding region runs from base 102 to 734 and encodes 210 amino acids. NCBI's taxonomy places the organism in Eukaryota, Metazoa, Arthropoda, Insecta, Lepidoptera, Nymphalidae. The record is from RefSeq and is a predicted model, not a curated record. The transcript has a single exon.
CACAUGUUGCGAAUAAGGAAAUCCAAUUUAAAAUGUUAUUUUGUAACUUAGCUUUCGUUUUCUAUUUCUUUUUAACAAUUUUAACAUUUUUGCUAAUUUUAAUGCUUGAUAUUGUGACUGGGGAAGUAAAAGGAAAUGAUAAGGAAGGUAAUAACGAGAAUGAUGAAAUUAAAGAACAUCAGCGUAGAUUUUUGGAAGCUCUGGACGAUAGAGAUUGGCACGUGUCACAUUUGAAAGACAUGGAUUUCGAUACAGAUUGCGAGAAAGCUACCUUUCACGACAAAGUGAAAAAGUAUCGCAGAACUUUAAGAAGUGACGGCGCAUUAGUUGAAUUUGUUUCCGCAGACGCGUUACCUUAUAAUGAAACAGAUUUACCGACACCUACAUGCAAAAGUAAUCUAACGCGUCGCUUAAAAAACGUCAAGAAAAAUCAACCAGAAGUUAACGUGACGAAUGCUAAAUACAAAGAGAUAUCAGCUAAUGCCAGCGAUGAUAUUAAACCAGCAACAGUAAGUGUUAAAGAGAAAAAAAAGCCUGAGGAUACUGUUCCAAACAAAAAUUAUCAGAGACGAAGCGAAUACCAGUUCAGCUCUGUCGAAUACUACGAUGAAGUUCAGGAUUUUAAUGCAGACGUUUGCCCAGACGCAGUAGAAGUUAUUGAGCUGGAAUUAGAUACUUUACGAUCUUACGACAUUGUAUGUGAAGCUACUUUGGAAUGGAGAAGCUUAGAAUGAUGGUUGGUGAAAUUCCAGUCUCGGGUGGUGCGGCGUGGUAAAUUAAAACAGCAGCAUCAAUCUUACAUUUGUAUUUUUAGAAUUUAAGGUGCAGUGAUUGUGUCGUUUUUGAUUGUAGCAACGAUGACCAGCAAAUUUAAGAUGCAAAGAAUUUAGAAAGAUGUAUGGCACUUGUUUAUCCAUGUCAUUGUUUCUAGGAUAUGACUCAAAACCUAUGGCAUUUUUUAUCUAAAAAGUGCCAUAUUAUUAUUCAUAUAAAAAGUGUAUUCAUUCAU